Messenger RNA from Anthonomus grandis grandis, 2398 nucleotides. RefSeq names its product DNA translocase FtsK. Bases 179 to 1591 code for a protein of 470 amino acids. NCBI's taxonomy places the organism in Eukaryota, Metazoa, Arthropoda, Insecta, Coleoptera, Curculionidae. The transcript has 8 exons. The record is from RefSeq and is a predicted model, not a curated record.
AUUCUCUCUAGGAUCCACAAUAAUUCCAUCAAAAAGUGUGAAUAUGAAAAUAAACGUCGCCCACUGCUCUUUUUGAAAUCAGUAAAACCGAGUGCCGAGCAUUUCAGUGUAUUCCAGCGAUCGCGCGAAAAGCGGUGUCGAAAUUACAGGUAGUUUAGAAUCGAAUCAAAAAUUAAAAAUGACGACCCAACCAAGGCUGGUGAAUAAGCAAUUCAACUCACCCAUCGGUCUUUAUUCCGAACAAAACGUCCGAGACGUAAUUGAACGAGAACAGCAAAUAUUAGCAAAUGGAGCUAUAGGGAUUGAUUUUCACAAUCCACAAGUAGGCAAACCUACCAAUCUACAAAAUUCUGCUGUUCUACGCAUGCUCGAAGAAGAGGAAAACAGACGUGGUGGACGUACCGGUAACCACGAUGAUUACUAUCCAAGACCUCUCCGAGAUGUGUCCUGGCCUCCUUCAGAAUAUGAACAAAAAAACCAAGUCCGAUCCCAUUUUAAAGAUGUGGUUAUUCCAGGCGUAAAAAGAGUUGCUUGGCCUCCACCGCAAGAAGGAAUUCUUGAUCCAUCUGAAGCCGAACAAACACAGCAAGUGCCUGCACAAAUACAAGGUGGACCCCAAUAUUCCAACAAGUCCCCUGGCUUCCAGCAGAAUAACUACUCUCCCCAACAGGCAUCAGUACCCUACCAACAGCCACCCCAACCGCUAUCAUCCUAUCGUCCCUUAAAACCUUUAGACGUGAGCUCUGUAGGUACCGGAUCCCCAUUAACUUCCCCAGCGAUUAACCAAAGUCCUCAAGGAUACAGACCCGCUACACCAGUAGGAUCAAGGGGCUGGGCACCCGUACAUUCUCCUGCUUCUACUCCCAUAGCUCAGUCAGCUCAAAAAUAUUUUGGUGCUCCUGCUAAUCAAUCGGUUUCCCAAUCGUAUCAUAAGGAAAUUUCUAAAACUCAAAGUUAUCAAGGUGCCUAUCAACAAACUGUUCAGCAGCAUCAAACGAUAGGACAUCAACAUCAGCAACCUAGUUUGCUGACUCAACAGUCCCACCAAUCUUAUCAAUCUCAACAAUCUUAUCAGUCGCCCCAACAAACUAAUCGCUCUACUCCUUCUUACCAGCAAUCCUCUCCUCAGCCACAAUAUAAUCAACCGCAAUCUAUCAUUCAACAAGCUUCGCCUUCCCAAAACCAGAGUCCUUACCAGUCAGUGGGUGCUCAGAAUCAGGCACCAAUUAGCAGGCCUCAGCAGCAAUCAGCUAAACACGUUGAACCUCCACCAUCUACUAUUACUCUUAGACCAGCGGCUCCAGUAAGUCAGACACCUGCUCCCGUUUAUUCAGCACAACCAGCCACGGCGUCCUUAAGGGUUGUUGUAGGAGGAAAGCACCUUCGCGGUGACUUAAAAUGGCCUCCAGAAAACGUCAAGCAAAGAAUGGAUGAGGAAAAAAGGCAUCUGGAGGAGCUAGCAAAAGGCCCAGCAUGCAGACCUACCAAGAAGGAAAAGGAUUAUACACCCUUUUUUGCACAACAUGCUUUGAACUCUACUUAUCCUGGUUAUAAAAUUCCACCAGGCACGCAAUAUUUUAGGCCGGAAUAAAAUUAGUAUAGGCAAUAUGUGAUAAUUUUAAAAAAGCUUUUAAUUUAUCUAUUUAUGAGGUAGUUUAUAAUAAAUUGAUCUUACUAUCUUAAAAGUAUAUUAUGUUUGUAUAUAAAGAUAAACAAGCUGAACUGAAGUACUAACUAAGCUCUACUUGAGUCUCGCUAAGUAUAAAAAGUUUUAAAUUUAUUAGAUUUAUAUAAGACCAUUUUAUAAAGAGCAAGACUUGAUCUUGAUUUUAAAACGACAAUAAGAAAAAAUAUAUUAGUAUCUCAUGUAAAAUGUUUCUUCAAAAAUUAUAUUGAGAAGCAUCGUAUCACCCACGUCAAUGUCCAGGAAUUAAUAUCAAAUGCACGAUGGGUGCAUACGAUUUUGGUUAGAAAUGGUAUAAGAAGAUAAUAAUUGAUGUCUAAUUAACAGAUUUUCGAUAUCAUUUGGAUUAAAACGUUAUGUAUGGGUAGUAAUAUAUUUAUUUUGUAUGUUAUUCCUAAUGUAUAAUAUAUUAAACAAGUUAAUAAUAAAUACAUAUAUUUUUGUUAUAUUACAUAAUCUUAUAAAAUUGUUAUUCUGCAGAAUAUUUAUGUGAAUGUAAACUUUAGUAAUUACUAAAAAAGCUAGAACAAACCUACUUCGCUAAAAUUAAACGAUUUAUGCCGAAUGCCGCUUUUCGAAAUCUUAUUUUAAACGUAUCGAUACGAGCUUUUGCUAAGUUUGCAAAAAAUUUACCUAUUGUAUAUAAUUAAAAAAAAAUGUACUGUGUACGAUAUAAAAACUUAAAAUAAAUUAAAUUGUAGUUUCUUUUUAGUA